AUGCCGGCCUCCAAGAUUCCAACCCUCGUUCUCGGCGCGACUGGCUAUGUCGGCGGAGCGGUCCUUACACGUUUUCUCGCCGACUCUAGCAUCAUGGACCACCUUGAGAUCACCAUCUACAUUCGCUCAGCGGAGAAAGCCAAGGUGUUUGAGGAGCAGUUUGCAAUCAAGGCCGCCGUGGGGGAGUACGAUGAUUACGAGAAGAUAGAGAAACUCGCGGAGGAGUUUUCUAUCGUGGUCACCGUGGGGAGCGAUGUUGAAAAGAGCAUAUUUGAAGCACUGAUCAGAGGUAUGAAGACCCACCGCGACAAGACGGGCGAGCGACCAAUAUCGAUCCACACGACUGGGACAGCUUGUCUCGUCGACUUUGCGCAUUUCAUGGGUAUUUCGGUGUCCGAGCAAAUCACGUCGGACCUCGACGCCGACGCGCUCGAGAAGAUCCCACCCCACGCCCCCCACCGCGCUGUGGAUCUGCUCUUCCUCGACGCGGACAAAGCAGGGUACAUCCGGAACCUCUUCGUCAUCCCCCCGACGAUCUUCGGCCGCUUGACCGGCCCCCUCGCCGACGCGGGCCUCUGCAUGUUGCACUCGCAGCAGAUCCCGGCGCUCGUCCGCGCCGCCGUCGAACGCGGCCGCGUCGCGAUGGUCGGGAACGGCGAGGGCCUCUGGGGCCACGUCCACGUCGACGACGUCUCGGACCUCUUCGCGCUCCUCGUGCGCACCGCGGCCACCAGCCCCGACCGCCUCGCGUUCGGCCGCGACGGCUACUACUUCGCGGAGGCGGGCGAGUACUCGCACCGCGCGCUCGCGGAGCGCGUCGGCGCCGCGCUGUGCGAGCUCGGCGCGGUCGCGGACCCCGCGCCGGUGGGGUACAUGACCGACGAGGAGAUCGCGGCGCACGCGCAUGCAGAACGGUUCCUGGUGGCGAGCGGGACGAACGCGCGGUGCCGCGCGGAGCGGUCUCGCCUACUCGGUUGGGAGGCGACGGCGAAGUCGAGCAUCGAGGAGAUGUGGGCGAGCAUCAAGCCUGAGGCGGAGCUUCUCGUCAUGGAGAUGGGGCGGGAGAAGGCGAGGCGCGAGGCGACUGCCGCCUGA
This is a messenger RNA of Epithele typhae, 1095 nucleotides long. RefSeq lists its product as uncharacterized. NCBI's taxonomy places the organism in Eukaryota, Fungi, Basidiomycota, Agaricomycetes, Polyporales, Epitheliaceae. The record is from RefSeq and is a predicted model, not a curated record. The transcript has 7 exons. Bases 1 to 1095 code for a protein of 364 amino acids.